AUGGCCACUACAUUUAAUGGCCUUGGGGCCCUUACGUUACCGCAAGUCAUUAACGCCCUUCAGAGGUUACAGGACAACCCGGAGCUUCUUGCCCGCGAGCGAUCCGCAUUCAGUGAUCCUCCACCGCCAUACGCGUCGGGAGAGACGACACAACCACCCAGUCCGCCUCGCCCCCUCACAGAAGCUGAUCGACGAAGGGAGCGGCAGCGGCGCAAGGAGGAAAGGCUUAACUCGAUGCCAGAACGUCAGUUCGCUUACCAGCGAAGGAUAGAGGAGGAACGUCUGAUAGACCAGAGUAUGAGGCGGAAAACAAGACGAAAAUAUACACUGCCAUUUAAUAAGGAUCUUACUUUCGCCACGAAUGCAGUCGACAAUGUCACCAACCGGUGGAAAGAGCAAGGGAUAUGGAAUGAUAGAUGGAAAGCCCAGCCUUUGGGGCCACGCCGCUGGAGACAUGAAGAGCCCCCUGAGCCAGAUCUUGAACCAGAACUUGAGAAACAUCCACAUCAUUCGGGACCUAAUACGCUAGACCCACCGAAACCAUGGCGGAAGAUUGUUAAUGCGGAGUCCAUGGCUACCCAAGUCUCGCGUCCAUACUAUCAGUUUCUUUUCCAGAAAUCUAAAGAGCGCGAAUGGUUAGAAGACGAACUAGAUAUUGAACCCAGUGACAUCGACACCAAAGCCUAUGAGAAUGUUAAGAAUCGCUGGCUCGCGCAAAAGAUCUGGAAUCUGAAGUGGGGCCAUAUGCCCGGACUGACCUGGAUUCACGAAGAUCCCGACGACGAUGACGACGAAGAUGACUCUGAGAAUUUAGGAAACCCUCCAGCAGGUGAAUCAGUAUCUCACAAUCCUGUAGAAGGUGACAGCCAGCCAGUUCGCCGUGUCCGCUAUAAGUACCGCUCAGAUACUUUUGGUUCGAUCGAAGUCACUUCCCCCUCCCCGGAACCAGCAGGGGAGGCUGGGCCUUCCCUAACUUCUCGGACAACGGAAGGCUCAAACGGAGAUGCGCUUAUAGAUGCAAAUGCAUUUAACCUACUCAGCCCCGUACCCCAGAGCCCCAAAAAUACAGAGGAACCACAAGAACCUCCUCGCCUCGCUUUUUAUUCAAAGGGUAAAUCAAAAAAAAGAAAGGGUGCCACUCAGACUCCCCCAGAUCCCCCAGAUUCUACAUCAUUCCAAUUAAGGAAGCGGCUCCGCUCCACGUUUGGGCUGACUAGUACACCUCAGAGUCCGGUGCUUAAUACAACAGGAAACUUACCAGCAGAAGAUGAGGUUGCGGAACCAUCUCCAUCUACUCUGCCAUCACGCAAUGCAAACCCAGAUUCAGGAUCAAGAGAGCAUCAACAACAGCCGCUUCGGAAUUCCAGCAUCACAAAUAAAAGCUCAGUGUCUUGGGACACUUCAGUUGACACCAACAAUAUUUCACAGUCAAGCUCAAAGCAGAACAGGCGAGCGAACUCAGAAACACCUACCACUUUGCAUAAACCUCAGUAG
Messenger RNA from Histoplasma capsulatum G186AR, 1494 nucleotides. RefSeq lists its product as uncharacterized. The coding region runs from base 1 to 1494 and encodes 497 amino acids. Lineage: Eukaryota; Fungi; Ascomycota; Eurotiomycetes; Onygenales; Ajellomycetaceae. The record is from RefSeq and is a predicted model, not a curated record. The transcript has a single exon.